Molecule: messenger RNA, 3309 nt
Organism: Cladocopium goreaui
Lineage: Eukaryota; Dinophyceae; Suessiales; Symbiodiniaceae
Source: the annotation of a GenBank genome assembly
AUGGCCUCACAUCCAUGGGUGGUUGCAGGUUUUUCUUGGCUCCGGCCAGCUGGGGUACCUGUGAAUCAGCGAGAUUCGCCUUCAGCCAUGGGAAUCGGCGCAGUGGAGCGCUGUUUAGAGAACUUCUUCGAAAAGAUUGGCAAAGUGGUGGGAACGCACCCAAUCAAAACGCUGAUCGGCAGCGUGCUUUUCACCAUCGUUUGCGGUGGUGGUUUUGCCUUUCUGAGCACUGAGACGCGGCCGGAGAAGCAGUGGGUGCCAGCAGGCUCUCUGGCACUGGACCAUGAUGCAUAUGUGAAGGCCACAUGGCCCGGCAACGCGCGCUUCAACUUUUUCUCAGCCACCUGCGCAGAUGUGGACGUGGGAAGUUGCGACAUCAUGGAUCCAAAGUACAUCCAGCGCUUUCAUGAGAUCAAUGAGAAAGUGAAAGCCAUCACCAUUGAUGGUACGAAGAUUGUGGCUGACCUGGACAAGGACCACAAGAGAUCCGAAGGAGACAACCGACCCUGGAGCAUCUAUGAGGGCAACUGGAGCUUUAGCGGCACACCCCAGAGUGUCAAUGGCGCAGUGGAGUUUGAGGGUCGCUUGUGCUUCACCUUUGGUCCCUUCUGUGCCAAGUCUAGCGUCCUGGAUGUGUUUAGGGAGGAUGACUAUAUCCUGACCAACUUGGACGCUAGUUCUGUGAAGUUGGCCAUCAACAACUGGGAGAAACAAGAGACAAUGUGUCCUUUGACUUUGGCUGCUAGCGAUUCCCCUUGCUUCAACAGCAACUGCCAAAGUUACACCACACAGAGUGAACGACAGGCGUGCCGCGACCUGGCUACCACCUACUGCGCCUCUAAGUGCCCCACCACCACCGAGAUCAUCGGCGGCCGGGAGGUCACGAGACCACUGGACAUGGCCACCUGCCAGGACCGUGGAUGUAUCCAGCUGGGUGCCCUUGGCAACACUGGCAGCAGCACGACCACCACACCAUCGGGCAUGCUGAACACGGAUCCUGGGGAUGCACCUGAGAGUGCCUUCGAAUUCCAACCCACCAAGAUCAAGACCAUGGUGGGUGGAUUGGCGUCUGACGCCACCUGGGAGUAUGCCAGUGGAAAGCACAUCGCAGGCUUUUGGGCCCUGAGCAAGAAGGAGCUUUACUGUCCCAAGGAAGGCGUCGUUGAUCCCGUGGCGGACGAAUGGGAACGCCAAGUGCUGUGCUUGAUGGGCAUCGACGCGGACCCCCGCGCAGAGCCAAAAUUGGAUUGCAAGGAGGAUGACCUGCUGAAGUUCUCCGGCCUUUUCCAGCGUUCUUUGGGCGAUGAGUUCGGAAACGCCAUCCGCGGAGAUAUCUCCAAGUUGACGGCCUCCUACGGCGUCAUCAUCGUCUACUGCGCUAUCAUGCUUGGCAAGUGCGACGCGGUGCACAGCGGAGCAGCGAUGGCCUUCGUGGCAGUGGCCAUCGUCGGAUUGACGAUCGUCUCCACGUUGGGUUUGAUGGGUUACUUCCAGGUGCCCAAUGGUAACUUGAACAACAACCUGUACUUCCUCCUGCUGGGUCUGGGCGUGGAUGACGCCUUUGUACUAACCUCUGAAUACUUGACGCACUCCAGAGAAGCCAAAACCAAGGGUGGUUCUUUGGACGUGCCUGAGCUCAUUGCCAAGACGGCACGCACUGGUGGCAUUUCUGUGCUGAUCACCUCCGCCACCGAUGCCUUGGCCUUCUUGGUGGGUGCCACCACAGUGCUGCCGGCGCUCAGCUGGUUCUGCACCUAUGCAGGCGUGUCGAUUUGCCUUUGCUACACCUUUCAGCUCACCGUGUUCCUGCCUUGCUUGGCCCUGAAUGCCCGCCGUACAGCCGCCAGCCGGGUGGAUUGCUGCUGCUGCUUCAAGGUGGCGGAGCGUAGCUUGGAUGAUCCGCAGGGCUGCUGUUGCUGCUGCCUGCCACAGAAGGUCUUCAAGGGUGGAGUGAUCAAGAAAGGUUUGAGGAAGUUCACUGAGCAAACCACGAAGCCCAUUGGGCAGGUGGUGACCUUUAUCCUUUUCGCCAUCAUCACCGGCGUUGGAAUCUUUGGCACGACUAAGAUCUACAAGGACUUCAAGCUCGAGUGGUUCAUUCCAGAUUCUUCCUAUGUGAACACCUUCUUCACGAUCAACAGUGAGAACUUUGCCACAGGCACGCCCAUCACGGUGAACUUCCCAGAAUCCAACGCCUUCAGCAUGCAGAGCAACCUCCAUGAGGUCUAUGACUACUUGAACAGCACUCAUUUGGUGAACAAGGAUGUAGCGGUGGAUAGCUGGUAUGAAGAGUUCAUGGAGUGGGCCACCGAGCCAACUCAGGCUGCCACGGCGGAUGACACCUUCACUCCUUCUCGCACGGCCACUGACGCUGUGUUUGGCGUCGAAACAGAGUUCUACACGGCUCUGCACUUGUGGUACCGCACCAAUGUGGGGUCGCGCUUCCGCAACUCUUUGAGCUGGAAAGACGAGGACUGCAACGUGAACGCCACUGUGGAUGCCCUCCCAACCGGCUGCACAGUGACCGACGGUCUGAAGGCCUCCCGCUUCAACGCGGAGCUGGCUCUGGAGGUAACCAAUCGAGGCACCGACCGCUAUGACACGAUGACAAGCAUGAGGAGCAAGGUUUCGGAACUCUAUGCUGGAGCUUUCCCGUACAGCUUCGACUUCCUCUACUGGGAAGAGGUGGGCAUCAUUGACGAAGAACUGAUCAAGAACCUGGCCAUCUGCGGCGCGGUGAUCUUAGUGGUGAUCUUUGCGCUGGUGCCCAACCCGCGCAUUGCCAUUUGGGUGGUGCUCUGUGUGGUGUUGUCCAUCGUGAACACACUGGGCUAUAUGUAUUUCUGGGACGUGACGAUCAGUGGUGUGUCCACGAUCUAUGUGCUGAUUUGUGUUGGUCUUGCCGUUGACUACGCGGCGCACAUCGCUCACAUGUUCAAGGAGUCCACGGGCACGGCCCGGGAACGGGCCAUCAACGCGGUAGACCGCAUCGGGGUGUGCACCUUCAAUGCCGUCCUGUCCACCUUGCUGGCGGUGGUUGUGGUUGGCUUGUCUGAGAGCUACGUCUUCCGCAUCUUCUUCAAGGUGCUUUUCCUAGUGGUGGUCAUUGCUGGCGCGCACGGCUUGUGGUUGCUGCCGGCCAUCCUGUCCCUGGUGGGUGGAUCCAAACAAUCCUUGGAGAGUUAUAGCGCUGGUGAAGCGCCGGCCGCCGACAAGGCCUCUCGCAUCGCUGCGGAGGACGCGUAGGUGGCCAAGGAUGUUUUCAAAACUCAGGAAAUGCAGCUGUUCGGAACGAAGAACUGGUCGGCU